AUGAAUUUCCUGAAGACGUUAGGGGGCUUAGUGGGCUCAAGUACCACCGGCGGCCUGCCGUACUCAAUAGAUACACCAUCCGUGGAUGGUAACGUGGCAGCAGGUGGUGAUGCGGGAGAAUGUGUUGUGUUUGAAGGAUUGCCAGAUUUCAUUUUGCACUCGGGUAAGAGCAAGCAGGACCCGUCGCAUGUUGUAUCUAUCUUCAAGUCGCGACAGCCAGCAGGACAACUCACAUCGAACUCACUGCACCGCAUAAAGACUCUGCGUCAUCCAAAUAUUUUAGCAUACUUGGACGGCAUUGAAGUUCCAAAUAACGGGCCCGUUAUAAUCAUCACAGAACACGUAAUGCCACUAUCUGAGUUCCUAACAGCACUACGCAUGGAAUACGGCAACAACAGCGAAGAAUUUACCAUGUGUGUGUCCUGGGGCUUGCGCAGUAUUCUCAUGGCGCUGCAAUUUAUCAACGUAGACUGUAAACUCUUGCACGGACGACUAACACCGCAAAGCAUUUUUGUCACCAAGGGUGGAGAUUGGAAGCUGGGAGGAUUUGAACUUACUGCGGAGAAAACGAAUGAUGGACCAUCGUCUAUCUACACGCUUAAUCAGCAGUACGUGGACAUCAAUUACAAGCCACCAGAAUGCCAGCGCUCCGAUUGGAAGGCAGUGGCGACAGGGCCAGCCUACGGUGUGGAUAUGUGGGCAUUCGGCUGUCUCAUGUACUACAUCUUUACCGAUGGCCACUUUCGAUCGAGUGACAAAUUAACAGCAGUAAAUUUACCCUCGGCACUUCAGCCACAAUUUCGAAAGACAAUCGAUGAGAACCCUUCCCGAAGACUGAGUCCGCAAAUGAUGCUAAAAGGAAAUUAUUUUGAUACACCAUUUAUCAGACGGAUGGAUUUUCUAGAAAAUCUUGCUGUAAUGGAAUCUGACGAAAAAGUCGCAUUUUAUAAAGAGCUAUGCGCAAACCUGGCUUCAAUACCUCGAUGCUUCGGUGUACACAAAAUUUUACCAGCGUUAAAACAAGUUGUGGAGUUUGGUGCAGCAAUUGGUAUCAAAAAUGGACUUCUGAAGUUAGACCCCUCGGCUAGCCACAUGUUACCGGCUAUGGUACAGAUUGGCAGCUCUUUGUCUACUGAGGAGUUUAAAACACAAAUAAUUCCAAUUCUUCUCAAACUCUUUAGCUGUAGUGAUCGAGCCGUUCGAGUCCAACUACUUCAAAUGAUGGAGAAGUUUGCUGUUCAUUUUGACGCAAAACUAGUGAACAGCUCAGUUGUAUUCGACAACCUUUGCAGUGGCUUUACUGAUGCAGCACCAGUGUUGCGUGAGCUCACUGUCAAAUCAAUGUUACACAUAGCUGAUAAGCUGUCUGAUAAUAAUUUGAAUAACCGCGUCGUCAAGUAUUUCGCAAAGUUGCAGUCUGAUCCGGAACCAGCCAUUCGAACAAAUACAACAAUUUGUAUCGGGAAAAUUGCCAGCAAACUCAAUGAAACAACGAGACCAAAAGUCUUGUUUCCAGCUUUCGCGAAAGCGCUCAACGAUCCGUUUCCUCACGCUCGUCUUGCUGGACUUCGCUCGAUGAUCGCGUGCCAAGAGUACUUUACACCACAAGGGAUGGCCGGCAGCGUAAUUCCAGCGAUUUCACCGCUCCUUCUAGACGUUUCAAUCACUGUUCGGGAGCAAGCCAAGACUUCCAUUGAUAUUUUUAUCAAAGCUGUAAAUAAUGAAGCUAAUCAAAUGAAGGUUCGGGAAGAAUUAGAAGCUAAAAAAAGCGAAUUGAAGGGCGCUGAACAAGAGAGUGACCACUUGGGUGGUGCUUGUGAAACCACACCGCCUCCAUCGAAUGGUGGCCACACUUCAGGAAGUUAUGCCUCAUCUCUUACUGCAUGGGCUUCUUCGGCAGUUACGUCAAACGUCAACAAGCUGGUCGGAUCUGGCAUUUUGUCGUCCGCUCCGACAUCUCAUACAUUUUCCCAUCCUGGCAACUUCAGUCAGAAUACCAAUAACAGCUCCAUUCCUCCGUCAUCCAGGCAGGACACUCGAAAAGCAUUUGCGGCAGAUAAUGUUUCAGCUGAGAAUGGAUGGGGUGAUAGCAAUAGAUUGGGUGGUUAUGAUCGUCCUUACCUGACCACAUCAAGAUUGAGUGCUUCACAGUCGGUGAACGAAGGAGCUUCGACAUCAGUUACCCCAGAAGCGACUUCACUGUCUGCGUCGGCGACAUCUUCAUCCAAGCUCAAUUUUGCAUGUAAAACAAGUAGUGGUUCGAAUUCGUCUACAACUCGAACAACCUCAACGUUUCUUGAUCUUCGUGACUGUGAUUGGGAAGAUGAUAAUUGGGGCGGUGACGAUGAUCUGGAUCUGGGUGCGUCGGAGCCCAAAUCAAACACUCUUGGCGCGUAUCAGCCAAAAGGAUCCAGAGACGUUAGUACGUCCACUGUUGCACAAGGAAAAGCGGGGCGAAAGUCAACAAGAGAGGCUGACACAAAGAACAAGGCAAAACGUGGAUCUCUGGGCUCAAUGAAACUCGAUACCGUUGUCACUGCAAAUGUCGACGAGUGGAAGUGGGACUUUUAG
Molecule: messenger RNA, 2571 nt
Organism: Plasmopara halstedii
Lineage: Eukaryota; Oomycota; Peronosporomycetes; Peronosporales; Peronosporaceae
Product: scy1 protein kinase
Exons: 5
Coding region: 1-2571 (856 amino acids)
Biological process (GO): protein phosphorylation
Molecular function (GO): protein kinase activity; ATP binding
Source: RefSeq, a predicted model, not a curated record